AUGCACGUGUGCCCCUGUCCGGGCCAGCCUGGGCCUUCGGGGCUCCGCUCGCCUGGGCCAUCUCGCUCGCAGCCCGCACGGCUCAGCAAAGCCCCGGCGCAGGGGAGCGGGGCCGCAGCGCUCGGGGCGGAUUCGAAGGUGGUGGGGAGCGACUUCCCCGUCCCGCAAAACGAGGCCUCCUACAGCCGAGUAAAUCCUCCCGGUCGCGGAGGCAUCCCCGUGCUCAGCUCCGCCGUCCGCUUAGCGCUCGGAAAUCAGGAAGGCAAACAUUAUCUGAGCAGAACGGCAAUAAUAACGUUAAGCGCUCGUUUUAUCACUCGCAUCAGAACCCCUCGCGCACAACUUUCAGAGCUGAGAGCCGCAGCGCUGCAAUUAAGGCUCCGGCGCACGGAACUCCCCCGCUCUCCCUCCGACAGACCCCAACACCUGGCUGCUGACGGAUUGCAGCGAGCGGAGUCGGAGGUGCAGCUGUUAGAAAGCUGUAAUUGCGGAGUACGUGCGGAGAAGCGGCGGUGCUUUUUGAUCGCCGUAACGGCACCGGGCUCGCACGCCCCGCUGGAGCCGCAGUGGCCCUUUUCCCGACUGGCGGGUGGCGGAGGGCCCGGGGCCGGGCUGUGGCUGGGUUGGGGUUGGGGUUGGGGUUGGGGCCGGGUUGGGGCCGCGCCGCUCGGCUGCCCGCCGGCUCCUGCCGCCUCCCGGCUCCGCUCGCGGCCGAUGCGUUUUAUCAGUGAAGUUUGCUCGGUGCGGUUAACGACGCUGCCCUUCUCUCCUUUCCCCGAACUCAUCAGUUCACAACGAGAGCUCGUUCUACAUUCCCCAGACCGGCGCUACGCGCUGCUCCUUUUCCCAUUUAAGGGGAGGGGGGGAGGGAACCACCGCUUGAUGAAAGCGCCGAGCCGCUCCGUGCCGGUGGCGGAGCCGUGUCCCCAAAGAGCCGCCCAGCACCCGCCGAGCCCGGUGCGGCCCCGCUCCGAGCCGAGCCGGGCCGGGCCGGGCCGGGCGAGCGCCGGCCCUUCGUUAGCCGCCCGCUCUUCUCCGCUCUGCACGUUAACGCUAACUUGCACCAAUUAUCAGGACUUGACGAUCAUUUGUACUGCGGUACGAACUGAAGAAAGAAAUUGAAAAUAACCGGGUGAGAUCAAAUAGCGCUUCCCAAUUACUUCGGAACUUCUCACUUAGAAAAGGAGAUGAAUGGUUACGCGUUACACUGUAAAAAGCUUUCGGAUAAUCUUCUUACUCUUUUACCAACAGUGCUGCCUUCCCCGCGUCUCUUCCUAAAGAAAGAACGCCGCCUGUUAAUUGAAGCUCGCAUCGAAAAGAAAACGGUUUUCACAGUAAAAUGCUCUUUUGAGAGGGAAAAAAAAAGUUCAUUUUCCUCGGGAAGGGGCAGAGAUGUGAGCGAGCCUCAGCCUGCCCGCUCCGUGCCACCGACCCUACUGAAGGGGGGAAAAAAGGUGUAAAAAAAGAAUAAUAAAAAUAACCUUUCCGUC
Messenger RNA from Gallus gallus (chicken), 1490 nucleotides. RefSeq lists its product as uncharacterized. The coding region runs from base 1 to 1122 and encodes 373 amino acids. The transcript has 3 exons. NCBI's taxonomy places the organism in Eukaryota, Metazoa, Chordata, Aves, Galliformes, Phasianidae. The record is from RefSeq and is a predicted model, not a curated record.